AUGCCAGGUGCUAUGCCUCGUGCUAUGCAAGAUGCUAUGCUUGGUGCUAUACCAGGUGUUAUGCCAGAUGCUAUGCAAGGUACUAUUUCAGGUGCUGUGACAGGUGUUAUUCCAGGUAUUAUGCCUGGUGCUGUGACAGGUGCUAUACCUGCUGCUAUGUCAAGUGCUGUACCAGGUGCUAUACCUGAUGAUAUGCCUGAUGCAAUUCAAUUUGCUAUUCAAGGAGCUAUGCAAGGUGCUGUACCAUGUGCUAUACCUGAUGAUAUGCCUGAUGCUGUGCAAGGUGCUAUGCCAGAUGAUAUGCUUGGUGUUAUACCUGGUGUAAUGCCAGAUGCUAUUCAAGGUGCUACGCCAGAUGUUAUGCAAGGUGCUAUGCCAGAUGCUAUGCAAGGUGCUAUGCCAGAUACUAUGCCAGCUGCUACGCAAGGUGAGCAAUCUAACCACUGA
Penaeus indicus is the source of this 447-nucleotide messenger RNA. RefSeq names its product elastin-like. The record is from RefSeq and is a predicted model, not a curated record. The coding region runs from base 1 to 447 and encodes 148 amino acids. The transcript has 5 exons. NCBI's taxonomy places the organism in Eukaryota, Metazoa, Arthropoda, Malacostraca, Decapoda, Penaeidae.